GUGUUAAGCUAAGCUAGAGACGACAAGAGAAGAAUUGCAACAACCUCGAAGCUAGUUCAAACUAGUGGGAGGUUGUCUGCAUAAACUUUGCAGACUUCAAAAAAUUUAUUCAAUUUUAUUUUUUUUAUAUAAAAAUCAGGAUUAAUUCCAACAACAAUUGAUAUGGCAAGAGGUAAGGUGCAGAUGAGGAGGAUCGAGAACCCAGUUCAUAGGCAGGUGACCUUCUGCAAGCGCCGUUCUGGGCUUCUCAAGAAGGCAAAAGAGCUUUCUGUUUUAUGUGAUGCUGAAAUCGGUCUCAUCAUUUUCUCGGCCCAUGGCAAGCUCUAUGAGCUUGCCACCAACGGAAGCAUGCAGGGACUUUUAGAAAAGUAUAUGAAAUCUACCCGUUGCUCUGUGGAGAAACAAGCUGAUGAAAAUCAUGUUCAGGAGUCGAAAAUGGAGGUCAAAAUGCUAAAAAAUGAGAUUGACGUACUUCAGAAAGGCCUCAGGUAUAUGUUUGAAGGUGGUGCUGGAAAAAUGAGUUUGGAUGAACUUCGAAUACUUGAGAACAACCUUGAAGUCUGGAUGUAUCACAUACGCUCAGCAAAGAUGGACAUCAUGGCUCAAGAAAUCCAAUUGUUGAAAAAUAAGGAAGGAAUACUAAAAGCAGCAAAUAAGUGCCUCCAAGAGCAGAUGGAGAUGCAAUAUGGUGCUGUAAACACUGACCAGACAAUGGCUAACAUACCGUAUUCACUAACAAUUCAAAAUGAGAUAUAUCAGUACUAAUAAAAGACAAUAAACUAGAAGCUUUAACAAAGGUUUGCUUGUAAAAUUUACAGACUAGCCAUGCAACAACUUAUAAUGG
This is a messenger RNA of Lactuca virosa, 844 nucleotides long. NCBI's taxonomy places the organism in Eukaryota, Viridiplantae, Streptophyta, Magnoliopsida, Asterales, Asteraceae. The record is from the annotation of a GenBank genome assembly.